AAAUGGUGCAUUCUUGGUCAUUACGCGUCUGGAUGUUUACGGGAGCACCGGUAACCUUCCGCUGAAAGAGCUCUUUGUGGUGGCUUUGUUCGACUGGAUAGUGGCAGUGCAGAGAAAGUGAGUGUUUGUUCUGUAAAGAAUAGUGUUGUGCGAUCGAAUCGAUCGGUGAGUUUGUGCAUUCAUUCAUUGUGUCUACACACAAGUGCCAUUGAGACGCUGUUAGGCAAAGUGUUGUGAGCUGCGUGAUAGGGUGAAGAAUUAGGAAAGCGAACGGAAUUCAUACAAGUGCCACAUAAUGAUGCAGCCAUUAAAGUUGUUGUUUGUGCUGUUAGUGUCCAGCGCAUCGGUGCGAGCCUUCUGGUGGUCUAGCCCAUCGAAUGAUCCACCGGUGGCCAGCAAACAGGUGCAGUACGUCCGUGCUUUUACCUACCAACCGGUAGCGUUUCCAGCGCACUCUCUCCUGACACCGCCAGCGCCGUACAAAUUCAUCCAGGCCAGUCCGGCGGCCAUUAUACCGAUGGCCAAACAGAUCAACCCGGUACAGCCCACCAGCCAGCAGCCCGUCCAGCCGGUACAGCAGCAGAGCAGCAGUAGUCCGUUCAGUAGCUUCUUCGGCAGUGCUUUCGGAGGGUUUGGCCAACCCGGUACCAGUAACUCCGUCUUGGGAGUUGAUCGGUCGAACUCCAUCUCCUCAGUCCCAUCGUACCAGCAGCAGCAGCAGCAACAGCAGCAGCAGAUGCACCAGCAGCAACAGCAACAACAUCAGCAACAAUUACAGCAAGCCCAACAGCAGCAGCAGCAGCAGCAGCAACAACAACACCAGCAACAUCACCAGCAGCAGCAACAGCAGAUCGUACCAGUCCUAUCCUCACCUCCAGUGACACCCUCACCGAGUGAAGUGCCAAGCGGCAACCAAGGACUACCUCCGGCGGCCGCCUUCUACCAGGGCCAGCAGCAUCCGAGCAAGUAUCCGUACUUCACGAUGGACCAGGUGCAGUACCUGUCCGGGCUGCCUUCCAACACACCGCAGACACCGCAGGUCCAGUUUGUGCCCUGCAUGUGCCCGAUCGCGGUCAACGUGCAGAGCAACCAUGCGGAGCUCGCCGACAAGCGGUUAGACGAAACGACCACGACCGACGCGGAAGUGGUCGUGCCGAGCGGUGAAAGUGAAAAGUGAGGCACGUUCUACAGCAGCGAAGAAGCGGAAUCGAAGCAAGGUGGAGCGCGAUGUUGUGAGG
Molecule: messenger RNA, 1238 nt
Organism: Anopheles gambiae (African malaria mosquito)
Lineage: Eukaryota; Metazoa; Arthropoda; Insecta; Diptera; Culicidae
Product: alpha-protein kinase 1-like
Exons: 3
Coding region: 296-1177 (293 amino acids)
Source: RefSeq, a predicted model, not a curated record